Messenger RNA from Daldinia caldariorum, 522 nucleotides. RefSeq lists its product as uncharacterized. The transcript has a single exon. The coding region runs from base 1 to 522 and encodes 173 amino acids. NCBI's taxonomy places the organism in Eukaryota, Fungi, Ascomycota, Sordariomycetes, Xylariales, Hypoxylaceae. The record is from RefSeq and is a predicted model, not a curated record.
AUGCCUCCUAAUGAAUACACCACAGCGUGGGGUACCCAUAGACAUAUCCCCCUAAAAAGUGACGGCGCACAGUUUGAUUCGGACCAAGACAUAUUGAAUGCUGAAUAUCGAUCUAUACCCUUAGAUGAUUUGCAUCUACAAUCGGUAUAUUCCAAGUUCCUGAAUGAGCCAUUGUGGGUGAAACCAUGGUGGGUGCAGCCAUCUCAGGUGCAAGCGACAUUUGUUACGGAACGGUACAACUCACCGUCGAUAUCAUGGGUAGACUUUGCAGAUGAUCAAGACGUCUCCGAGGUAGAUAAACGAACUUAUACAUGCUUCUACCUAUUGGGAUCUGCUCUAGCACUACUGUUCGCCAGCAUCGGGUUAUCAAUCGGGUGGUCGAUUAGUAGCGGCGACGUGUCAGGGGGGGUUGGAAUGGGAUCUUAUAUGCUCGCUAUAUCGAGCGUCAUCAUCGCUGUAGCUACCUACAUGCACCGAUCGAGCUGUCGAUGCUGGGUUCGACGGCGGGUGUCUCCGCCUUGA